GUUGAUUUCCAAACCAAAACGCAACCACCAUUAACCCUGGCUCUCUUUUCCCCAACAGGGCGCCGUCGCGGCGGCAGCAAAAAGGGCGGCGGCCUACUCAUGAUGGGGCUGCUGUGGAAGGGCUGGAUGACGAUGAUGGCGUACAAGGGCGUGGCGGUGCUGGCGGGCAAGGCGCUCAUGACGGCCACCAUCGCGCUGGUGCUGGCGGGCAUCCUGGCGCUGAGCAAGCUGGCGCACGGCGGCCACGACAAGGGCCACACCACGGUGGAGAUCGUGCGCCACCCGCACGUGACGCACUCGUAUUCGCACUCGGCUUCGCACGACCACGUGGACGACGGCCACGGCCACGGGUGGGGCCGCGCGCUCGAGGAGGAGCAGAGGCGCCGGCGGGAGAGGGGGCAGCGACAGGAGACCUCCGCCACGGGAGCUUCAGCCUCAGGCAGCGCCCAGCCCGUUGACGCCCAGCAGAUGGCGUACCGCGCGCACUACCAGCGCCAGAUGCAACAGCAACAACAGCAACAGCAACAGCAGCAGCAACAGAUGCAGGUUCAAUACCAGUCGCAACAAGUGCAGUCGCCACAAGGUGAAGCCAUGACUGUCCCACUUUAAACUCGGACCAAAGUCACACGCAGUUGACGUAUCGCGAUCAAGAAAGUCUCGCAAUCUCCUGGAUGCGGAAAAGACUUCGAUCUGACCUUCGCCAACCACAUGACCCGACUUCGACGACGCUGACUGUGUGUUGGCAACACUGCUCUCGACAAUGAGAAGACGAAAAAGACUGAAUGACAAUGACAGCUGAUGGUGUACUAAAUAGAGACAUUUACAUAGUUUUGUAGAGUGAUGAUGAUAACAAUACUAGAUACUAGACAGAAGACAGAUAUACCAGUUCCGGCCUGAAGACUACAUGGACUAGAAAUUCAGACUUUUUAUUAACUAUUUAUAUACGUGUGACAGAUUUCAGUCCAGAAAUUACGACACAUUAAGAUGACUGCAAUGCUAACGGACAGAAAUGGCGGACGUAUACGAGGACUUGUGAUACAAAGUCAGUUCACAUAGUUCGCAAACAGACGUGAAAAUUACCUGGCAAUUCGUUACUUUGCUAGCGCGAAUCUCUAUAUUUACAAUGUUGUACUAUUACGAAGACUUCAAUGACUUGUUUGUUAUAAAUAUUGACGAAAUGGACAAUUCUUUGCGACGGACAAGAACUGAGAGACAGUAAGAUAUGAAGACGAACUAUUGUACAAAUACGGGUUUCUGGUACUUACUAUGCAAGUACCCAACUUAGAGCUAACAUGAUACGAGACUUCCGUUGACGAUAUUGGGACUUGAUUGACAUGUAAUUUAAUAAUUUAUGAAUAAUUUAUAUUAUUUAUUUUCUCCCUCGAAAUUGUUCUUGCAGCAUACUUGCUAAUAUUG
Molecule: messenger RNA, 1416 nt
Organism: Gryllus bimaculatus (two-spotted cricket)
Lineage: Eukaryota; Metazoa; Arthropoda; Insecta; Orthoptera; Gryllidae
Source: the annotation of a GenBank genome assembly